AUGCAGUCCCUACGACCCGUUGAACCGCUCCCCUUCACGGCCUUCCGCCACACCUACGGAUCUAGCUCUGACCCGCUCAAAUUCUCAUUGCAUCGGAGCGUGUCGGAUAGUUUCUGUGCCUACGUCUCUCAGAACCCUUACCCCUCCCCUCCUAUGCCUGGGUCUCCCUCCCUGCGAGGCCACUCAAGUCCAUGCCAACAAUCAAAGCGCAAGCGUUCAGAGUCCCCUACUACAGCUUCUAAGCUCUCUGUGAAGUAUGACAGUUAUACUUCUAAACCCCAGGGAAUUUCUAGCAGCUCUGUUAGCGAAAGGUCUCUUUACACGGGAACUCCAGCUACUUCAUUACUAUCUGUAAACUCAGCAACGCCUGGACCACCGCAGCUACUACCUGCUCUUACUGCAGUGGCGCCCAUCCCACCAAGACCAGCCGCAUUACCACCGAGAUCAACUCGCCGGGCAAAGGCCCAUGUUGCUUCCGCCUGCGUGAACUGCAAACGUAAGCAUUUAGGGUGCGAUUCUGCACGACCAUGUCGAAGGUGUGUUGUCGCCGGAAAAGAAUCUUCUUGUGUUGAUGUGACACAUAAAAGGAGAGGAAGACCCCCUUUGAAAGCUGAGGAGGGCCCUAUACGGGGCUAUGAACCAGGGUUUAACCAACCAUCCAAUUUGCCACAUUCCCAUCAAUCUACUGCUCCAGAUGGGCAUGGACGAGGAUCUUUAUCCAGAGAGAUUCGCCCAAAUACCGAAUUUCGCAAUCCUCCCCCUGCUCAUACAAAUGGAGAUCAGAUCAUGAGGGCGAGUCCCCCAGCUCACAUAGCAACACGCCAAUGGGGCACCUCAAUGCUUCCUUCACCAUCAGCAACUGUACCGCCGUCAUCGCCUCUAAGCACUGUACUUAUACAGAGUCCGCUAUCGAGGGAGAGUGGGCCAUUUUCUGUCGAUCGACAUACCUCUGUUUCUAGCCCCGUGCUUCGGGCCCCUGUUCCUCCACGCUCCUCAGAUGAUGGUUCGAAUCUUUCUCUUUUAUCCAGGGACCAAUUUCCUCCACCACGCUCACCUCGACAAUACAAAUCAAUUAUCUCUACGCCAUUAUCUUCUGCUCCAGGACAAACUCAAUAUGGAGCCAACUCCGUGAUUAGGCUGCCGCCAAUUCCUCCACUUCUCACUAAACUGAAGGUUGACUUCUCAUUUGAUAGCCAAGUACGGAGCAAUACCUCAUCGCCAUGGUCUGUGAGGGGAGAGCCGCGCAAUGAGAAAUCGCAUGAUAUCCAUCAGUACCCGAUUUCGCCCUUAACACGAGAAGAGAACGGAUGGAUUGAACGGAGAUGGAGUCAUGAACAGGCACUGGUUUCCCCAUCCUACUCUCUUCCGCCUCUCAGGCAGCCGUCAGAGCCGCUUCAGCGGCAGCGAUGCUUUUCUACGUCUGCUGUUGCCACCGGCGGCUCCAGAGAUAUCACUUCGAUGUCAGUUAACGAAGGUGUUUUGAUGUGCAAGGAAACCCAACCCGUAAAACGGAGAAAGAUGGAACUCGGGGAGAUGGUCAAUGGCUGA
Ophidiomyces ophidiicola is the source of this 1548-nucleotide messenger RNA. RefSeq lists its product as uncharacterized. The record is from RefSeq and is a predicted model, not a curated record. Gene Ontology annotation, biological process: regulation of DNA-templated transcription. NCBI's taxonomy places the organism in Eukaryota, Fungi, Ascomycota, Eurotiomycetes, Onygenales, Onygenaceae. Gene Ontology annotation, molecular function: zinc ion binding; DNA-binding transcription factor activity, RNA polymerase II-specific. Bases 1 to 1548 code for a protein of 515 amino acids. The transcript is spliced from 2 exons.